AUGUCAAUUACGCAAGAGCAACCUCGGGCUAUCAUCUUCUAUGAAUGGCAUGCAGCAGCGGCAGCAGCCCACAACAUCAACAGAAGAUUGAGCGAAGGCACCACUACUGGCACUGGCAGAAUUGCCAAGCGCUGGUGCGCUCGCUUCGCAAGCGGGGACACCGACUUCGAAGACAACCCCGGUCAGUCGCCUCCAGGUCCUCGGCUACAGCAAAGUGCUAUCUCGAUGGAUCCCUCGCACCUUGACGGAUGGCAUUCAGUUUACCCGGGUAUUCAUCUUCGCCCGCAUCAAAAGAAGUUUCUCGAUCUUACAGCCCCAUAUAGCUAA
This is a messenger RNA of Necator americanus (New World hookworm), 327 nucleotides long. RefSeq lists its product as uncharacterized. Lineage: Eukaryota; Metazoa; Nematoda; Chromadorea; Rhabditida; Ancylostomatidae. Bases 1 to 327 code for a protein of 108 amino acids. The record is from RefSeq and is a predicted model, not a curated record. The transcript has a single exon.